Molecule: messenger RNA, 1644 nt
Organism: Exophiala oligosperma
Lineage: Eukaryota; Fungi; Ascomycota; Eurotiomycetes; Chaetothyriales; Herpotrichiellaceae
Exons: 3
Coding region: 331-1197 (288 amino acids)
Biological process (GO): monoatomic ion transport; mitochondrial transmembrane transport
Cellular component (GO): mitochondrial inner membrane
Molecular function (GO): monoatomic ion transmembrane transporter activity
Source: RefSeq, a predicted model, not a curated record
GAAACCGCAAGGUCAAAGGUCUAAGUGCACACGAGCAGCCUGCACCUUCUCGGGAGCUGUUACGUGGUGGUCACUGACCGAUCUUUUGUGCGCCUUAGGCAUCGUGAGCCCUUUGCGGAGGAUCCUGCCAGACAUGUCGGCUUCAUUGCCCGGGAAUCGCGAUCUACCCGCGUCUCAAUAUGACCUCUCCACGUAUUGGGGUCGAGUCAAACAAUCGGCCCAGAUAGCUGAUCCGAGGACCCUCUUCGUCUCCUCCUCGGGCCUCGAACAGGCCAAAAGACUGGUCACAUCCUACAAGACUGGCGAAGCGAAGACGAUGACACCAGAGAUAUGGAAUGCAAAAAAGAUUGUGGAUUCUACACUCCAUCCAGAUACUGGACAACCGGUCUUUCUCCCGUUUCGAAUGUCUUGCUUCGUCAUCUCAAACUUGGUGGUGACGGCUGGCAUGCUGACGCCAAACAUGACGGUAUGGUUCUCACUAUCCUCGGAGAAAUGGAGACUCGCUUACGGAGACAGACGACGGGGACCGUUGCGUGGCAGGUCAUCAACCAAUCUCUCAACGUGGCAAUCAACAGCGCCAAUGCCAACAAAUCGUCACCACUCUCGACGAAGACUCUCGUGCAGAGCUAUCUCCUGGCCGUGUCGGCAUCCUGCUCUGUUGCCGUCGGGCUCAACUCGAUCGUCCCUCGACUGAAGCGAGUGUCCCCGAACACGAAACUCAUCCUCGGCCGUCUAGUGCCGUUUGCGGCCGUCGCCUCGGCCGGUGCUCUGAAUGUGUUCCUCAUGCGCGGCGAGGAGAUUCGUCGUGGCAUCGACAUCUUCCCCGUGCAGUCAGAGGCGGAGAAAGCAGAACGGGAGAAGACCGGGAAGGAAGUUGCCAGCUUGGGCAAGUCUCGAAAAGCAGCGACACUCGCGGUUGGGGAGACCGCGAUUUCCCGCGUCCUCAAUGCGACCCCGAUCAUGGUCAUUCCGCCUCUUAUUCUCGUGCGGUUACAAAAGACCGAGUGGAUGAAACAACGGCCUCGAAUGGUCCUUCCGGUGAAUCUUGGUCUGAUUCUCACGACGAGUAUCUUUGCUCUACCGCUCGCCUUGGCGGCAUUCCCCCAGCGACAGGCGGUGAGCGCCAAAAGUCUUGAGAAGGAGUUCUGGGAUCAGGGAGGCGUAGACGGCAUGGUUGAGUUCAACCGGGGAAUUUGAAGCAAUAACGGAAAGAGUUUCGAUUUCUAACACCUCAACAACAUGAUCCCUUCACUCUUUCUACAGCUCAGCUUUUGCAAAGUUUGGCGUGGCAACAUGCUUGCGACUCUAUUGAGGAGACACACCGAGCAACACAACGUACAUGUCAGAGGGCAACAAUGCGCAAUGAGAUAUUGGUCGUGGCGACGUUCUCAUGAGUAUGGAGGAAGGGCCGCGUGGUGGAUACAAGGGUCACAAAUUUACAUUAUCCGUUACUCUGUAUACCCUGUAACAGUGAAAAUGAUAGCCUUGUUGGCAUCACCUUUUGGUUUCCCGCACAUUCACUCCAGGAAGCAGCCCCAACCCAACGAAAGCGAGAAGCAAAAAAGUUCCAAGGUUUUGAAGCCCCGAGCCGUCCUUCAACUGGUCGGCGCUCCUGAUACUCAUCCCGGACCAUGACCAUUCACA